AUGGCCAAGGCUCACGUCCUGGUGCUGCCGUUCCCCGCGCAGGGCCACGUCACCCCGCUCAUGGAGCUCUCCCACCGCCUUGUCGACCACGGCUUCGAGGUCACCUUCAUCAACACCGAGGUUGACCACGCGCUGGUGGUCGCUGCGCUGCGCGCGUCGUCCGGCGGCGAGGCGGCGCUGGGCGGCGGCAUCCACCUGGCGUCCGUCCCGGACGGGCUGACCGACGACGAGGACCACAAGGACCUCAACAAGCUCAUCGACGCCGUCACGCGCCACAUGCCGGGCCACCUGGAGCGGCUCAUCGCCGGCUUGGAGGCCGCCGGGCCGCCCAGGGCGAAGUGGCUCGUCGGCGACGCGAACAUGGGGUGGUCCUUCGAGGUCGCCAGGAAGUUUGGCAUCCGCGCCGUGUCCGUCUGGCCUGCGGCCACGGCGGCCUUGGCCUUGAAUCUAAAGAUCCCCAAGCUCAUAGAGGACGGACUCAUCGACGACAAGGGCUUGCUACGGCGGCAGGAGACGUUCGAGCUCGCCCCCGGGAUGCCGCCGCUGCACACGUCGCAGCUGCCGUGGACCAACGCCGGCGCGCCCGAGGGGCAGCGCAUCAUCUUCUUCGACCUGAUCACCCGGAACAACAAGCUCAACGACCUCGCCGAGAUGACGGUGGCCAACUCCUUCCACGAGGCCGAGGCCGGCGCGUCCAAGCUCUUCCCCAACAUCCUGCCCAUCGGCCCGCUGUCCGCCGACCGGAAGCCCGUCGGGAACUUGCUGCCGGAGGACGGGAGGUGCAUCAAGUGGCUCGACGGGCAGCUAGACCGGUCCGUCGUGUACGUGGCCUUCGGCAGCCUUGCCAUCUUCGACGGGCGCCAGUUCCAGGAGCUGGCCGAGGGGCUGGAACUCACCGGCCAGCCAUUCCUGUGGGUAGUUCGCCCGGACUUCACUCCCGGCGGUCUGAGCAAGGCGUGGCUCGACGAUAUCCACCAACGCGUCGCCGGCAGCAGAGGCAUGGUGGUGAGCUGGUGCUCCCAGCAGCAGGUCCUGGCGCACCGUGCGGUAGCAUGCUUCGUGUCGCACUGCUGGUGGAACUCGACCAUGGAGGGUGUGAGGAACGGCGUGCCGUUCCUGUGCUGGCCCUACUUCUGCGACCAGCACCUGAACCGGAGCUACAUCACCAACGUGUGGAGGACCGGCCUGGCGGUGUCCCCCGACGUGGAUGGGAUCGUGACCAAGGAGGAGCUCAGGACCAAGGUGGAGCAGGUCAUUGGCGACGCCGGGAUCAAGAAGAGGGCGCGGCUGUUCGCUGACGUGGCUCGCCGGUGCGUCCGCGAAGGGGGAUCCUCGUACGAGAACUUCAAUAGGCUUGUGAACCUGCUAAGUGAGUGAGGAUCAAGCAUCGAGUUGAGUACCGCGGCGAGCUUGCUCUACGCUGCAAGGAAUCCUUUGAAGAUUCACAUGCAUGAGUUGCCGCCCCUGCCGCAUCGCCGCUACCUCACCACCUCCAACCCCCCUCCACCCCGAACUUGCGGCCGCUCGCGGCCAUCCCUCUAAAACCAUCGUCCAUUGGAACCCACCCCGCAUCGACCUCCGCUCAGCUGUCCUACCGCCGUCGUCGCCGUCCCGCAACCGGUG
Messenger RNA from Panicum hallii, 1623 nucleotides. RefSeq names its product UDP-glycosyltransferase 83A1-like. Bases 1 to 1377 code for a protein of 458 amino acids. NCBI's taxonomy places the organism in Eukaryota, Viridiplantae, Streptophyta, Magnoliopsida, Poales, Poaceae. The transcript has 2 exons. The record is from RefSeq and is a predicted model, not a curated record. Gene Ontology annotation, molecular function: UDP-glycosyltransferase activity.